Mycena citricolor is the source of this 6945-nucleotide messenger RNA. The record is from the annotation of a GenBank genome assembly. Lineage: Eukaryota; Fungi; Basidiomycota; Agaricomycetes; Agaricales; Mycenaceae.
AUGACUCCUGUUCGCAACUUUGCACGCACCACUCGUCCGGGCCGAUCACAGGGCCGAUACUGGGCGCUCAUGACCAGUGACGUGCCUGAAACUCUGAAAGGGAGGAUGGCCCCCACGCCGGUCGAAAGUGCCAGCAUGUGGGGCGAGAGGGACGACGACCAUAUGUCAAGAAUCAAAGGUAUCCUCUCUCCCACCGGGAAACCCAUCUUCCCCUCUUCCACCCUGCGUAUCACGAUAAUGCCCGCCCUCGACGUCGCGUUCGUGCGCUCGCACUUCCCCGCGUUCAGCAAGAAGCCGGGCUUCGUCUUCGCCGAGAACGCAGGCGGAAGCCAGAUCAUACAGUCCUCCAUCGAUCGUCUCACGGACUACCUUAUCAGCACCAACGUCCAAUUCGGCGCGGGAUACGAGCUGUCGAUCGCGUCGACCGACAGAGUGAUGGGUGCGACGGAGGGUGCACGGGAGCUGCUCAACGCUGCGAGUGCCGAUGAGGUCGUUUUCGGGCCCAGCUCGACCGCGAAUCUGGAGAAUCUGGCGCGCGCGAUAGAGAAAGAUAUCAAAGUGGGAGACGAGUUCAUCGUCACUGGCGAACACGAGGCGAAUUGUGGACCGUGGAAGAAGCUUGCUGAGCGAACGGGAGCGGUGAUCAAGUACUGGAUAUCCAGCCCGACCGCCGCCAACAAUCCCUACUCUCACCAGCUCAAAAUCGAAGAACUGCUGCUGCUGAUCACCUCGAAGACGCGCCUUGUCGCGUUCCCUGCCGUGUCCAACUUGUUGGGCUCUGUUGUGCCUGUCGCAGAGGUCAGCAAGGCCGUUCGUGCCGAGGCUGCUGCCAAGGGUGCUGCCAAAGUCGAGAUUUCGGUCGAUUGUGUGGCGUAUGCGCCACACCGGAGGAUGGACGUUCAGGCUUGGGACGUCGAAUACUGUGUAUUCUCCUACUACAAGGUCUACGGCCCGCACGUCUCCGCUCUCUACAUCCGGAAGCAGGUGAUGGAGUCAUCCGUGGCCUCGAUCGCACAUCACUUUAUCCCUACGCACGGUGCAUACAAGCUCCAACCGGGCGGACCGGGCUACGAAGCCGUGUAUGGUACCACCGCGAUCGUCCCGUACCUCCAAUCGCUCGUGCCUGAGCACGACUUGACGACGGCCUUUGCGGCCAUUGCCGAACACGAGACCCAGCUGGUCUCCAAGUUGCUUGGGUUUCUGACCGCGCCGGAACAACGUGCCCGGGGUGUACUAGUGGUCGGUGUCGAGGACGUGUCUGCCGAUCGGGUGCCCACGAUCUCUUUCAUCGUUGCUGGUGAUAGAUCAAUUCGGAGUACGGCGAUCGUCGAUGUGUUCGACAAAGAUGGCAGGAUUGGAAUCCGAUACGGACAUAUGUACGCAUACACGCUCGCAAGCCACCUUCCGCCGCCGUUCACGCUGGACGACGGAGCCGUGCGCGUGUCGUUGGUGCAUUACAACACUCUUGAAGAAGUCGACAUGAUUAUCGAGUUCAAGUGCAUAUCGGUCUCGGUUCCGUUCAUUCCAGUGGCGAAUACGUACUCGAUUGAUGACCCGCACAAGGCUAGUAGGUUCCGGUAUGAACGGACCUACUUCUGUUCGGACCUUGUGAUGUCUGACUCUGAGUCCCCAACACAUGCGCAAGAUUUGCAGAAACUAGGUUAUGAGCAGGAGAUGACCCUCGCGCGGGCUAUUCCAGAUCCUAUUCAGUCCGUCUCCCGGAGACUGCGUUUCGAUACGGCUGACGUCUUUGCAGUGACCUUGGCGAUCAUGGCCGUUCGUAAGGCAUCCUCCUUUUAUUGCCCCUUUGAUUCCGACGAACGUUCUAUAGCCUACGGCCUCGCAGCCCCCUUGGCCACAUCCCUCGCCGCGGGAGGGCCUGCCACUAUCCUCUGGGGCUGGCUUCUCGUCUCUUUGCUCACCCUGCCGCUCGCCCUGUCUUUGGGCGAAAUAUGCGCCAAGUAUCCGACUUCGGCCGGGGCAUAUUACUGGUGUUUCCGUCUCGCGUCGUCGAGGCGGAGGUUGCUGCUCUCGUGGUUCAACGGAUGGCUGACGAUGGUGGGCGUUUGGACGGCUGGUCUUUCGGUGACGUUUGGAACGACACAGCUCAUCAUCGCAGGGGCCGGGAUAUACCUACCGGAUUGGGAAGCCAAACCCUGGCAGACUUAUGUUAUCUUCCUCGCUGUUGCAGCCGUCACGCUAGCCUUUUGCGCGUUCUUCAAUAGCAUUCUGCCUUUGCUCGAUAUCAUCUCUGCGUACUGGACAAUCCUGGGAGUCAUCGUGACGCUGGUCUGCGUGUCGGCCAAGGCCGCUGCGGGCCGGCAUUCAGCUGCCUUCGCACUCGGCCAUUUCGAUUCCGGGCCAUCGGGUUGGACGCCCGGCUGGGGAUUCUUCAUCGGGUUGUUGCCGCCUGCGUAUACAUUUGCAGGAUUGGGAAUGAUUGCAAGCAUGGCUGAAGAGGUGAGAGAUCCGUCGAGAAAUCUUCCGCGCGCGAUUGUCUGGUCCAUCCCCAUCGGCUUCUUGACGGGUGUCCUCUUUCUCGUCCCGAUUCUGUUCACGCUUCCCGACAUCGCCACCCUGAUCUCCGUCAGCAGCGGACAACCGAUCGGUCUGUUGUUUGAGCUCAUAAUGGGAUCGAAAGGGGGUGGAUUCGGACUGGUGCGUUGGUUCAUCAGUGCGUUUUCCGUUGACGACACGCGUUCCGUUCUCAUUUCAGCGAUAGUCUUCGGCAUUGGCAUGUUCUGCGCGAUCUCGAUCGCGUGUGCCGCCUCCCGCUCGACGUGGGCCUUUGCGCGGGACAGCGCUCUGCCCUUCCACCGCACAUUCUCCGUGGUGCACCCCCACCUCGGCGUCCCGCUCAACGCGCUCCUGCUGUCCACGGCGAUCCAGCUCGCCCUGGGGCUGCUGUACCUCGGGUCUAGCACGGCGUUCAACGCGUUCGUCGCCGUCGCGGUCAUCUGUCUCGGCGCCAGCUAUACAUUCCCCAUUGCCGUCUCGCUCUUCAACGGCCGGAAGGACAUGCACGACUCGCCGUUCCCCUUGGGCCGCUUUGGCGCUGCGAUGAACGGGAUCGCAGUGGUGUGGGUCGCGUUCCAGCUCGUUCUGUUCUCGAUGCCCCCGGCGGUGCCCGUCACGCGGCAGAGCAUGAAUUACGCGUCGGUCGUGUUCGUGGGGUUUGCAGCCAUCAGCGCAGUGUGGUAUCUGAUCAGUGAGUGGCGAGUGGCUUGCUCCGAGUUGACCGUGCUGAAUGACUUGCGGGCGGGCGACAUCAUUACAAAGGGCCACAAGUGCCUGAGGACACAGCUGAACAGUCGUUUAAGAAUGAAAUGUCGCCUUGAGUCCAGGGGUGAUUCCAGCCAUAAGCAUCAGCGGCUUGGAAUUUUCCGUACAUUGAGGAGAUGGGGUGAAGCAGACCUAGUCACGCAGCUGCGAACGAAGACGACAACAUCAGUCACAACCUGGGAGCGCUCAUCCUGUCCCGGUGAUGCGACCGCCAAGCCACUGCUCGAUGACCGCGAACUUCUCGUAACUUCGCUCGCCUGUGAAGUCUCCCACGCUAUGGCUGAAUCUGAGUCCUCGACCCAUGCACAAGAUUUACAGAAACUGGGCUAUGAGCAAGAGAUGACCCGUUCGCGCGGGCUGUUCCACAUCCUAUUCAGUGAGCCGUUGUCCUGUACAGGCCAGCUGGCAUCGCUGAGUGCUGCAAAGCGAUCAUGGCCGUCCGUGAGGCAUUCUCCUGCUUAUCACCACUCCCAUUCCGAUAAGCGUUCGACAGCCUUCGGCCUUGCAGCCCCUUUUGCCACCUCCCUCGCCGCGGGAGGCCCCGCCACUAUCCUCUGGGGCUGGCUUCUCGUCUCUCUGUUUGCCCUGCCUCUCGCGCUAUCCCUCGGUGAAAUAUGCGCAAAGUAUCCGACGUCUGCGGGCGCUUAUUACUGGUGCUUUCGGCUCGCGUCGCCGAGGUGGAGACUGCUGCUCUCUUGGUUCAACGGAUGGUUGACGACGGUGGGAGUUUGGACGAUUAGUCUCUCGGUGACGUUUGGUACGGCGCAACUCAUCGUCGCAGGUGCUGGGAUAUAUCUACCAGAUUGGGAGGCCAAACCCUGGCAGACUUUGACAGCGUAUACGUUCGCAGGGAUAGGGAUGAUCGCAAGCAUGGCCGAAGAGGUGAGAGAUCCGUCGAGAAAUCUUCCGCGGGCCAUUGUCUGGUCCAUUCCCAUCGGCUUCUUGACGGGUGUCCUCUUUCUCGUCCCGAUUCUGUUCACGCUUCCCGACAUCGCUACCCUGAUCUCCGUCAGCAGCGGACAGCCGAUCGGCCUGUUGUUUGAGCUGAUAAUGGGAUCGAAAGGGGGUGGAUUCGGACUGUGGUUCAUCAUCUUCGGCAUUGGCAUGUUCUGUGCGAUCUCGAUCUCGUGCGCCGCGUCCCGCUCGACGUGGGCCUUUGCGCGGGACGGCGCUCUGCCCUUCCACCGCACGUUCUCCGUGGUGCACCCCCACCUCGGCGUCCCGCUCAACGCGCUCCUGCUCUCCACAGCGAUCCAGCUCGCCCUGGGGCUGCUGUACCUCGGGUCUAGCACGGCGUUCAACGCAUUCGUCGCCGUCGCGGUCAUCUGUCUUGGCGCCAGCUACACAUUCCCCAUCGCCGUCUCGCUCUUCAACGGCCGGAAGGACAUGCACGACUCGCCGUUCCCCUUGGGCCGCUUUGGCGGUGCGAUGAACGGGAUCGCAGUGGUGUGGGUCGCAUUCGAGCUCGUGCUGUUCUCGAUGCCCCCCGCGGUUCCCGUCACACGGCAGAGCAUGAAUUACGCGUCGGUCGUGUUCGUGGGCUUUGGGACCAUCAGCGCGGUGUGGUAUCUGAUCAGCGGGCGACAUCAUUACAAGGGGCCACAAGUGCCUGAGGACUCAGCUGAACGAUCGUUUGAGAAGAAUGAAAUGACGCCUUAGUCCAGGGGUGCUUCCAGCCUUGAUCAGCAAGCAGCACGAUAGCGCUAGACACUGGCCAAUUCAUACAUGUUGAUGGCUGUUUCGAGCACAUCCCAGAGGACGCGGAAGCAGUCAAGACCAGAAAGUUUUGUAGCUGGUCUCUCGCUUUGGCACGGUAGAGAUCGGGGUUCAGGUCUCUUUUCUCCACUUUAAGGCCACUCAAGGGAACACCCGAAGACGAGGCAGAGAGCGCACGGAACACCAGACGUGAUAAUUCCAUCAAGCAUGUGCCCCACAUCCGCUUUCAUUUCAUAUGGCGGCCGUACUCUCAUCAUUGGCCGCGAGCGUGAGAAGUGAAGCGCGGAACAACCCUCUUGGACGGGCGGAAAGUUCGGUUUCCAGGCAUUCCCUGCCCAAAUCGUACGCGAGCGCACACGGCCACGGAAUGGAGGCCGGAGCGUCCUUCAUUGAGAGAGUAAGGCUCGGAAGUUUACGUACACUGACGAGAUGGGGGUUUGAAGCAGAUGGCUAUGGCGCCAGUGAUUAGUGAUCGCUCAGGUUCCCACGACCUAUCACGUGAAGCGGAUAUGCUGAGAGUUCCGCUUACUUUUUCAGCUGCUUUCACCCUUCAGACCGAUCAAGCUAGGCGUCUUUCAUACCCGACUUGCUCUGGGAUAGCAGUCGCCAGGAACACCCAAAAGGAGAUCAUUUUUAAGCCCGCGCAAAUCCGGAAUGAUCCCUUCCUAGGCUGACUGGGCGAAUGAUUCAAUCUAUGUAGUAGAAAUUGACAUUAGUGCACACUAGCAUACUAUACGCGGAUCUCAAAGCGGUAGCCUGAGUUAUAACAGCUGAAAACGAAGACAACAACAUAAGUCACAGCAGGCUGGGAGCGCUCAUCCUGUCCCGGUGAUGCGACCGCCAAGCCACUGCUCGACGGCCACGAGCUUCUCGUAGCCUCGCUCGCCCGUGAAGCCUCCUACGGUGAGUGCAAAGUGCGCUAUGCACAGCGCAAGGAUGAACGAGACCACGGAGGCCACAGAGUACGUCUUGGACCCCGUGCCUUCUUCGGGCUUGCUGUACACGACCUUGGGCUUCUCUGUCGAGAUAGCCCGGAACAGCGCCCCGUUGUAUUCAAACACGCGGGACGCCUCGUCCAUGAUGGCCGCUGCGCGAAGACGUAAGCGGACGUGUAAAUGCACACACGCACGGGCAGACGCGCGUACCCUUCGCGUCCAUGUUGUCCCCAGCACCCUUGUCCAUGCCGGCCCGGAACCAGUCCUUGAUGCGCUUCAUCUCGCCGAUCGUCGCCUGCUUGUUCGUCGUCAGCUCCUUGAACUUGUAGAACUCGAGCCCCGGCCCGUUCGGCGUCAGGUGGUACGCCUUGCCCAGAGCACGCUGAAUCGUCUGCCCGCCGCUUAGGUCCCCCAGAUAGCGCACGUAUGCGUGUGCAAGGAGGGGCGCGGGGUCAUUCGAGUCAGAUAUGGAGUUCACAGCAUUGACAUAGUCAGUGAGGGCUUGCGGCCGGGAUGCCUGCAGUGCUUCAUGGAUAGGGUGAGACUUCCAUGAAGACUCGGGUAUGCUUAGGAUGUAGGCAAUGUCCGCAGAGAGAGCGGGUGCACGUGCGAGGAGAGCGGGGUUGUACGUCGGCUCGAGGAUGGGAUUCGCCUGGUGGCGCUCCAGGGCUCUCUCGAAUGUGCUGCAGGUUCGGAUGUUCAUUGCGACAGCCAUAGAGCGAAAGAAAGUCGAUACGCACUCGUACACAUGCCAGAGCAUCAUCAGAAACCUGACAUACUCCUCCUUGGGCAGCUCGCCUCUAAGCAGAGCCGCCGCACCGGCACUGGUCUCGACUUCUUGAUGGGCUUUCUUCGUCCCCUCUCGGAGGAUAGCGGAAAGCGGCUGGGAGAGGUCGAUGACCGACAUUGUGGGGUAAAGAAAGAAGGAGAUGCUUGCGUGUGUGUUUACCAAACCAGUGGUAGUCGAUCACAGAAAGGCAAAAGCGACCACGGUAACCAUGGAGCCUGCCGU